AUGCAUAAAAAUACUAUCUUCUAUGCGGCCGUGCUGCUUAUAGUGUACUUUACGUUAGUGUUUUGUGAAGAGGAAGUUGAUAAUACCGAAACUCAAACACCGGAUCUGGAAACAUUGCUCAGUACUGGCAGAGAUUUACUGGAGGUGGAAGGACGCACGCGUCGUCGCCAUCGGUUUUGGCUUCGCCACCUAUGGCCAUUAGCUAUUGCUUACUGGAUUAAAGUGAAGGUUGUCAUUGUUUCCUUCUUCGUGGGCAGUGCAAUUUAUUUGGGACUGCGGUACUUCUGGCCACACAAAUGCAAUCAGGAAAUUAUAUUAGAUCAUCCACCACCAUCAUACACACAGCACGACCACAUACCUUACUCCCUGGCUCACUCGCAAUCGGAGCAUAUAGAGCAUUAUGAUUCACCCACUUCGUAUGACUCUAGCUCCUUCGAUCCCUAUUCUGCCUACAGUGGAUAUUCUUCAGGCUCGGACAUUAUAUCCGACGAUCAUUCCUACGUACACUCUGAUCCAACUGCACCGUCGUCGAGCGGGCAUCCAAACCGCCGCGGCAAACGAAGCAUCGUUGACGACGACGAGGAAGUAGAAGAAGUUGAUGAGGAAAUUUCAGAGAGCGUUGCGCGCCAAAUGCCCGCUGAGGAGCAAAUUGCGGAUUUCAUGUUUGCUUUCCUGGGCCUCGACUCUAAGGCUUGUCGCCGUCGCUUUGUCUGUGAAAUGGAAUUCCGUUCCAAGCUCAAUCCCUUAAGCAGCAUGGCCUUCCGUAUUGUUGGUCGAGGCUUUUUUGAAAAAUACACAAACGCUCUCAAUCCACAAGCUAGAGCGACUAAUUUUAGUGAGUGUGCCACCGUCAAUCCCGAGUGUAUUUUCGUUGAGCAUGAAGCUGUUGAGGCAACUGGCGAAGAGAGUGCCACGGAGGAAUCAUCAGCGGCACACGAAAGCACCGUCGAAGCCAGCAAUGAGCUGACCGAAGAGGGAAAUCUGGAAGCACAAAACGAAGAAAAUCUGCAGGCAGAGAGACGACAUGCAAAACAGAAGCACAGGCGAGGUGAUCGCAUGCUGGACUCCAUUGCAGAGCACAUAAUGACCCAGUAG
Molecule: messenger RNA, 1095 nt
Organism: Scaptodrosophila lebanonensis
Lineage: Eukaryota; Metazoa; Arthropoda; Insecta; Diptera; Drosophilidae
Exons: 4
Coding region: 1-1095 (364 amino acids)
Source: RefSeq, a predicted model, not a curated record